AUGUGGGCAAAGCUUGGACAAUCAAGUGCUGUGUCAAUGUUUUUCAUGUUCAGUGACGCUUUGCUGUCGGAGUUUGAUUCCCUCAUACAAUUUGUGGACUCUUCGUUCGACUUCUUCCAAGCGGAAUUCAGUCUCAUGUUGUAUCCAGUUUUUGCACAUUCCUACAUCAAGCUACUUAUGGAAAAUUCUGUGAAUAAUGCUAGAGAAUUCUUUAAACGCUAUUGUAAACGAAUACCAACGCCCUACGAAGAGCUUGUCUACAACCUGGAGCGAAUUCAAUCUGCGCAUCAGGCCCAAGCUGACACUUAUAUACAGCUUUUGAUGAAAAAUCCUUUUCUGGUCAAAAUGUCCAAAUCAUCAAUAAAGCAACUGGAAAUUCCUUUGGCACGUACACCUACGAUCAAAAAUAUUGUUAAGGAGCAUAUUACCAUAGAAGCCUCUGAUGUCAUUUCUAAGCUGAGAUCAAGCGUUGAAUCACAAAUGGGUGGAAUUCUCGGUCAGGUCUCCAAAAACGAGAAACGGCAUAAAAUGUACUACGGUGUUCUUAAAGACGACGUUUCUCAAACAAUCGAAAAGAAGAAAACGCGAGGUAAGGACCUGAAAGACAACAAGAAAAGUCAGGCACUCGCCCCGGUUCCUGAUCGAAUUCCCCUACCGCCCCUUAGCGAAGCUCUACGGGAAGAGCGACGAAAAGCAAUGCGGGACGCCGCCAAGCUCACCCUGGUAUCGCAGGAAUCGCCUCCUUCCGUAUGUAUGCUGACUGCUCUCAACGCAUACGGCCUUGUUUCUUCAUCCUCGGAUGGUUCUAUAGAGCUUACUGCUUUUGACGAGGAGCAGAAGUUGAAGAAGUUGCGGGAUAUGGAUGCGCUGGAACGAAUCGAUACUGACGCCGAUAACGUUUCGGAUUUACUCUAUGAUGAUGCGAGUGCUAAGUCGGAAGUGACAUUGCACGGCCAUUCUGGAGUUGUAUAUUCGGUUCACUUUUCUCCUGACAAUCGCUUGUUGGCUUCAUCUUCGUUGGAUUGUACGAUUAGAUUGUGGAGCUUGGAAACGCAGAAAAAUGUGGUGGUCUAUCGACUCAGCCGUCCGGUGUGGCAGGUGCAAUUCUCCAAUCGUGGUUAUUACAUGUGCAGUGCUGGAGAAGACAAUACUGCCAUGUUGUGGUGUACAGAGCGAAUGUAUCCCUUGAGGAUUUUCCCAGAUUGCUAUGGAUCCGUGAAUUGUGUGGAUUUCCAUCCCAACUGUAAUUACGUUGUAGGAGGUAGUUGUGAUCGCUAUGUUAGAGUGUGGGAUGUGCUGACGGGUACUUGUGUUCGCACAUUUUCCGGGCAUUCAGCCGCUGUGACUGCUGUCAAAGUCUCUCCCUGUGGUCGAUACAUCAUUUCAACCGGGGCUGAUGGUGCUGUUUGUGUAUGGGACGUUGCCUAUCAACGAUUAGCAGGAAUGGAAACUAGAGACUUCAAAGGAUCUAUG
This is a messenger RNA of Ostertagia ostertagi, 1473 nucleotides long. NCBI's taxonomy places the organism in Eukaryota, Metazoa, Nematoda, Chromadorea, Rhabditida, Trichostrongylidae. The record is from the annotation of a GenBank genome assembly.